AUGAUCACGGAAGACACCGUUCAUGGAAAUAUGCUGUUGACAACAUUCACAUGUGAAGAAGAAGAAGAAUUUGAAGUAUAUCGAUUGACUGUCGGCGAUAGAGGCGAUUUUGUGUUUUGUCAUAAGGCAUGCCGUCAUCGUCAUAUAUAUUAUUGCAAAGACCCAGCUGUUUGCGGAAGUCUCGCUGGUGGAAGAAAAGAAGGGAUAUUGGAGCACCUUCAGCAAAUAUAA
Molecule: messenger RNA, 231 nt
Organism: Ambispora gerdemannii
Lineage: Eukaryota; Fungi; Glomeromycota; Glomeromycetes; Archaeosporales; Ambisporaceae
Source: the annotation of a GenBank genome assembly